Messenger RNA from Sphaerodactylus townsendi, 2994 nucleotides. RefSeq names its product RAB35, member RAS oncogene family (gene RAB35). Gene Ontology annotation, molecular function: GTPase activity; GTP binding. Lineage: Eukaryota; Metazoa; Chordata; Lepidosauria; Squamata; Sphaerodactylidae. Gene Ontology annotation, cellular component: endosome membrane; plasma membrane. Gene Ontology annotation, biological process: endocytic recycling; Rab protein signal transduction. Bases 278 to 883 code for a protein of 201 amino acids. The record is from RefSeq and is a predicted model, not a curated record. The transcript has 6 exons.
CGAAAGGGCAGGGAGACGGAGCCGCACAUGCGCAGUUGCAUCUCCCAAAGCAGCUGGUGGUUUCUCCAGCUGCCCGGGCGGAGUGGCGCGCAUGCGCUUUCCAAGCAGGGGGGUGUCGUCGCCGUCUCCCGCUUUGCUGCUGUUGCCGCCUCUGCUGUCAGUUCCGGCUGCUGAGUGAGGAAGAGGAUCCGGCCUCGGAGCUACUUCCGCCGCCGCCUGUGGAGACUCAGCCCUCUCCCCACACUAGGAGCACCCGCUCCUUUCCCCUCCGCCGGCCAUGGCCCGGGACUACGAUCACCUCUUCAAGCUCCUCAUCAUCGGCGACAGCGGUGUUGGCAAGAGCAGCUUGCUGUUACGCUUCGCAGACAACACUUUCUCAGGCAGCUACAUUACUACAAUUGGGGUAGACUUCAAAAUCCGAACAGUCGAGAUAAAUGGAGAAAAGGUGAAGCUACAAAUCUGGGAUACUGCUGGACAGGAGCGCUUCCGGACCAUCACAUCAACGUACUACAGAGGAACACACGGAGUUAUUGUGGUUUACGACGUCACAAGUGCCGAAUCGUUUGUGAAUGUGAAGCGGUGGUUGCACGAAAUAAACCAGAACUGCGACGACGUUUGCCGGAUAUUGGUUGGCAAUAAGAAUGAUGAUCCAGAGAGGAAAGUGGUGGAGACGGAAGAUGCCUAUAAAUUUGCCGGGCAGAUGGGGAUCCAGCUGUUUGAGACAAGCGCCAAAGAGAACAUCAACGUGGAAGAGAUGUUCAACUGCAUCACAGAGCUGGUUCUGCGAGCAAAGAAAGACAACCUGGCAAAGCAGCAGCAGCAGCAACAGAACGACGUGGUGAAGCUAACGAAGAACAGUAAACGGAAGAAGCGGUGCUGCUAAUGCCCUUUCUCCUUGCGGCAGAGACUGCCCACUCAGACAGCUCAGCCCUUCCAGCCAGACUCGGGCGAUUCCGCUGGGCUGGGCCUUGGGAGGAUUUGUUUAUUUUUUUCUCAGUUUGUGCCGUUAUUUAAAAUGAAUUCUCUCCACGUCUUCAAUCAGGAGGCACCUUACCACAGCAGUGCCAAGAAGGUGUCGGACGGAGGUGAUUCCUCCCCCUCGCUCCUCCUUGCUUUUUCAAGAGCAUCUUGUAGACAAAAAUGACUUUGCCUACCAAGUGGACUUUUGAUUCUAAAGGUUUGUACAUAAUGUAUAUUUGCUUUAACCACCUGUGUCUGCCCCUCACGUCACUUUGGCUUCUGCCUUCUUAAUAUCAACCGAUCAUGGGUUGCCCAGAGUUCUUUUUUUUCUGCUUCCUUUUCCAAAGAAACACGAGUGAUGCCCUUACACAGAGUUGGCAUCCGCUGCUCUCUGAGCCUCUGCUGGCUGCCAGGCUAGGAAUUGACAUCCUUGGGGCUUUUGGCUUCACUCACUGUCGAGCUCCGGGUUGUGCUGGGAGCUUUCCGAGAUUCUUUUCCUAUCAUUCCAGAAUCGUAGAUACUGCUGGAGUUGACUCGGCAGUCCUUGAAAUCGCUGCAUUCUUGCCUCUCAGUGGUGUGGUAGGGGGUAAUGAAAAAUGCCCCCAGGCCAUUUGCUAAAAUAAAACCUUCAGGGAUGAGACAUGUGGUUUCAAACAACUUUUUCCUGAUGAUAUUAAUCUCCUGUAGCAUCAUUAAGAGCUACAGAAUUGUCAUUUGGCCAAAAAUCCCUUCCUGCCCGCUUUUCUCCCCCCCAGCCAUCGUUCAGUAUCCAGCUAGAAGGGUUGAAUUCAGAAGUGCUUUUCUGAGGGACAAAGUCUUUUGGAGUGUGUAUGUGAUACGUAUAAGUGCUGAAAAGUAUAGGAGGAGGCUCACGCUCUUCCAAACGGUGCUGGCAGCCAGCAGCUGUUGCCAGGCUAUUUCCAGCGUCGUCCUCGCUAGAGCGGAUGCUGUCUUCUGGACAUCGAAAAGAUGAGAGGACAUUUGCUUGGCUUGUGCCGUGGUGAUUGGAUCUCCUUCAACAGUGCCACUAGGCUCUUGAUAGGCUGAAGAUAAAACCAGGAUUCUUCUGGCUACCAUGUUCCUCAGUAGGGAUAUAAUGGGGGCUCACCUCCUUGGUAUUUGAAAAUGGCCUCUCCUAGCAUAUUAGGACGGUAUUGCCUGGGCUAUCAGAAACACCCGUUCAUCAAACUUAACCAGAUGUGUGUGUUUAUGUGGCCCUUGAAGAUGAUCAUGUUAUCAAGAGCCCUCCAAUGUCAGCGACUGUUAGGACUUUGAAUCAUGCAAGAAGAGCUGAAAACCUUAUUUAUUUUUUUCGCUUGCCUUUAUUAACAUGCCCUGAUUGUACAAUCGCAUCACAGGUAGUCUGACUUCGCAGACAUUUCCAUGCAAACAGUGAAUGUGAUGGGUUUCAACCAGUGAAAGUGUUUGAAAAAAAAAACCCCAACAUCCUAGCUUCUUAUCUUCCACCAUCAACUUCUCUCUGUGCAUCUCUCUCGUAAGUUGCUUUCACUAACUCAAAAAUGGGACCGUGAACUUGAACGAUCCAGUGUGGAAUUGGAUUUCUAGUGUAAGAGGCCUGUAGAAACGGCAGACAUUAUUUCGGUUUGGAUCUGACGGCCUGAAGAAAUUGUGUGUCCUCAUUGUGGGUGGGGUGCAGUGUGUGGUCUCAAGUUGCAGUGGUAUCUUGAAAACGGGGGACACAGAUUGUGGAGCUUUGUGAAUCCAGCAGUCCUGUUUCUGGCUUUUGAGGUGUGGUAUGCUUUUUCAGUGCUGCUUUUCGCCUUCUCCCUUGCUCAGCCUCUGCUCCCCGUUAAAGGAGGCUGUACAGUGUUAGGCUACUUGGUGGACGACACCCGCAAAGAGUAUUAAAAGGGGGCAACAGAAGGGGGAGCCUGUGUCCUUAGCAGUGCUGAUACUAAGUGGUGGAAUGUCUAAUGGGUUGGCUAGGAUUAUUUCUGUAUAUUGAAACUUUCUAAUUAUGCUUUUUAAAUAAUUUUAAAAACUAAAAAUAAAGGUGCCAAGCUGCCAAACCCC